This is a messenger RNA of Leopardus geoffroyi (Geoffroy's cat), 1224 nucleotides long. Its product is annotated as aldo-keto reductase family 1 member C23-like protein. Gene Ontology annotation, biological process: prostaglandin metabolic process; doxorubicin metabolic process; daunorubicin metabolic process. Gene Ontology annotation, cellular component: cytosol. Gene Ontology annotation, molecular function: ketosteroid monooxygenase activity; bile acid binding; androsterone dehydrogenase [NAD(P)+] activity. NCBI's taxonomy places the organism in Eukaryota, Metazoa, Chordata, Mammalia, Carnivora, Felidae. The record is from RefSeq and is a predicted model, not a curated record.
GUUUGAUUCUCUGGUCUAUUUAACAAGGUCUUCUCUUGGGCAAGAUUGUGACUUGGAGUUUCUUAUUUCUGUUAAUAAAAAGCCAGAAGAGUGGAAAGAGAUGAGCUCAGUGAAACUCUGCUCUGUAAAGCUGAACGAUGGGUUCUUCAUGCCCAUGCUGGGAUUUGGCACCUCUGCUCCUAAUAAGGUUGCUAAGAGUGAGGUGGAAGAGGCUGUCAUGAGAGCAAUCGAUGUAGGCUACCGCCAUUUUGACUCUGCUUACUUGUAUCUAAAUGAAGAAUAGAUUGGGAGGGCCAUCCGGAAGAAGAUCGCUGAUGGCUCUGUGAAGAGAGAGGACAUAUUCUACACUUCAAAGGUGUGGGGAACCUUUUUACGUCCAGAAUUGGUUCGACAAUUCUUGGAAAUAUCGCUGAGGAAACUUCAGUUGAGCUAUGUGGAUCUUUAUCUUAUACAUAUCCCAAUACCUUUGAAGCCUGGGGAAGAGCUCUUCCCAAAGGACGAACACGGAGAACUCAUUUUCCACACAGUGGAUCUCUGUGCCACGUGGGAGGCCAUGGAGAAGUGUAAGGAUUCAGGGCUGGCCAAGUCCAUCGGGGUGUCCAACUUCAACCGCAAGCAGCUGGAGAGGAUCCUGGACAAGCCAGGCCUCAAGUACAAGCCCGUGUGCAACCAGGUGGAGUGUCACCCUUACCUCAACCAGAGCAAACUGCUGGAGUUCUGCAAGUCCCAGGACAUCGUCUUGACUGCGUACGCGGCCUUGGGGUCCAACUCAGGGAAGGAAUGGUUGAGCAAGAACAGCCCAGUUCCCCUGGAGGACCCAGUGCCCAGUGCCAUUGCUGCAAGGCGCAGGCGGACCCCAGCCCAGGUGGCCCUGGCCAAGAGCGUCAACGAGGAGAGAAUUCGGGAGAACUUCCAGGUUUUGGAUUUCCAGUUGACACCAGAGGACGUGGAAAGUCUAGACAGUCUAAACAGGAACAUUCGCUAUUUUGUAGAUCCUUUAUUUAGCCGUCAUCCGGAUUUCCCAUUUUCUGAUGAGUGUUAACAGCAAUGUCUGUGCUCCCUCCACAGAGUUCUUUGAUUUUGUUCGAUGAUUGGCACCCGGUUUAUCCCCUAUUGCUGCCUCGUCAACCACGGUGUGACUCCGCGGGUUAGGAAAUGAAAGUCUCUAAACCCAGUCUUUUCCCUCCAAAGUAAAUGAAAAUACGUUUCAAACAACCUAACCUA